AUGAAAAUCACCAAUAAUCCAACAAAACAUUGGGAUCCAGCAUUAAUUUCAAAUAUAAUUAAAGAUUACGUUAUUAAAAAUGGAGUAGAAGUUGUAAUAACUUUUGACAAUAAAGGAAUUUCUGACCACUUAAAUCAUAUUUCAGCUUAUAAUGGUGCAAGACAUUUUAUCAAAACAUUUCCUGAAACAAAUCUUAUUUUAUAUAAACUUGUGACGGUUAAUAUAAUAAGGAAGUACAUUUCAAUAUUUGAUUCUCUUUUAACUUAUUUAAAUUUCAUAUCAUCAUCUCGUCAUAUUUCAUCAAAGGAUACCACCAAUAAAGAAUUAGAUUCAUCUUCUUUAAACAAUUUGAUGUUAUUUGUUUCAUCAAAAGAACAAUUUUAUCAAACAGUACAAGCAAUUGAAUGUCACAAAAGUCAAUUAAUUUGGUUUAGAUAUUUAUAUUUAAGAUUUUCAAGAUAUAUGUUUAUUAACGAGUUAGAAAGAGUUGUAUAG
Messenger RNA from Entrophospora sp. SA101, 495 nucleotides. Lineage: Eukaryota; Fungi; Glomeromycota; Glomeromycetes; Entrophosporales; Entrophosporaceae. The record is from the annotation of a GenBank genome assembly.